AUGGAGCCCCUGGCCUUUGACAUGUGGAGGGAUUACUUCAACCUGAGCCAGGUGAUACUGGCUUUGAUCCCUAGCCAGAGGGAAAGGUUGGAGGUCAAUGACAUUGAACAGGACACCCUGAAACCGCCACUGAAGAAAGAUCAGGAACCAGGGAUCUCUGGGGGCCUGUCGGGCCUGUGUAACUUCUGCAAACACAACGGGGAAUCUCGUCACGUCUACACCUCACACGAGCUGAAGACACCAGAUGGUGUGGUGGUGUGUCCCAUCCUGAGACACUACGUCUGUCCCCUCUGCGGAGCCACUGGGGACCAGGCACACACGCUCAAGUACUGUCCACUUAAUGACAGCCAGCAGUCUCUCUACCGUCGGAGUGGACGCAACUCAGCUGGCCGCAAAGUCAAGCGCUAA
This is a messenger RNA of Jaculus jaculus (lesser Egyptian jerboa), 408 nucleotides long. RefSeq names its product nanos C2HC-type zinc finger 2 (gene Nanos2). Lineage: Eukaryota; Metazoa; Chordata; Mammalia; Rodentia; Dipodidae. Gene Ontology annotation, biological process: oogenesis; negative regulation of translation. Gene Ontology annotation, molecular function: zinc ion binding; mRNA binding. Gene Ontology annotation, cellular component: perinuclear region of cytoplasm. Bases 1 to 408 code for a protein of 135 amino acids. The transcript has a single exon. The record is from RefSeq and is a predicted model, not a curated record.